Messenger RNA from Plasmodium cynomolgi strain B, 570 nucleotides. RefSeq lists its product as hypothetical. NCBI's taxonomy places the organism in Eukaryota, Apicomplexa, Aconoidasida, Haemosporida, Plasmodiidae. The transcript is spliced from 2 exons. The coding region runs from base 1 to 570 and encodes 189 amino acids. The record is from RefSeq and is a predicted model, not a curated record.
AUGAAAAAUGUGAUGCGACUGUGUGUGUGGCUUCUCAUUCUGGCCUACUGGGCAACCCUUCGCUGCAGGCGGGUUUGCGAGCGAGCGGCAAGGGAUAAUUACAUCGGAGCUGCAAUCCUGUCCAGCGGUCUCCACAGCGGCCUUUCCAGCGGCCUACCCAGCGACCUACCCAGCGACCUGCCCAGCAGGGACGAGCACCCCCCCAGCCACUACAGACGAAGGAAGACAAACAACAGGAGUAGGAACCUCCUUUUCCUCAAAAAUAAGUUAAAAGAAAUUUGGGACAAAUUUACUACCAGGGGAAGCCACUAUUUCAAUAAGCCAUCCAAGGAGAAGCAAAACGGUUUCAAUUUAAAAAAAGCUAUCCACAGAUUUACUCAGAAAGGUGAGAACGAGAUCAUCACCAAGGUCGUAGUUCGAAACAGUACCGUCAUUAGUCCCACUCUCCUUUCCAAUUUACUCAAAAGAGAAAAUAUUCAAACGAUUAGGUACAAAGACAUUAACAGUGUUAUCUAUUCUCUCGUGUCCUUCGGCACGAAGUGGUUAAAGAUGAGGAAGGAGACGUUUUGA